AUGGCCACCAUUUGCCUAUGGAAUCCUAAAGGCAUCGCAUCCAUCACGGAUGAAAGCAGUCGUGCUGAGAUGGCGCGAGUGCGCUCUUCCGAGUACUAG
This is a messenger RNA of Parastagonospora nodorum SN15, 99 nucleotides long. RefSeq lists its product as hypothetical. NCBI's taxonomy places the organism in Eukaryota, Fungi, Ascomycota, Dothideomycetes, Pleosporales, Phaeosphaeriaceae. The transcript is spliced from 2 exons. The record is from RefSeq and is a predicted model, not a curated record. Bases 1 to 99 code for a protein of 32 amino acids.